AUGCAAAUGCACCACCUUGCGCGUCAAGUGCCAUCGUCACGCGCUUUGAGCACCCGCACGUUUGUGCCUCGCGCUAUGUUGAAGCUGGUUCGCCUGCCACUGGCCGGGCUAGUAACUGCUGGUGGCGCUUACGCGUACGUGGAUCAUAAACUGGAUGGCUUCAAGACCAAGGUGAAAGGCCUCUUUAACAGUGCCGGAGAAACGGCCUCUGACUUGUUUGAUUCAGUGUCUGGCUUCUCUUCGGAUGUGGCCCAAUCUGCACAGAGUGGCUUCCGCUCACUUAUGCAACGAUUGAACGAUAUCCAAUCGUCGUCGUACUGGAGUUCACGAGAAGACAGUGAAGACGAACAUGAAGAUGGCCAAGGCAGCGGUGGAAAUGGCAAUGGUGGCAAGGGUCUUGCUGCGGCCGCUGCGGCCGCUGUGGCCGCCGCUGUUUCGGGCGAUGGUGAACAGGGCGAAGGUGGCGAACAGCCUCCGUCUCCCGAAAACAGCGAUGAGCUGAUGCUCCUCACACGAAAGCUCAUCGAAGUGCGCAACAUUCUCAAGACCAUCGAUCAUGACAGUGAAGAGCUUAUUCUCCCUAGCAUUGUGGUCAUUGGAUCGCAGAGCAGUGGUAAGAGUAGCGUGCUGGAGACUAUUGUCGGCCAUGAGUUCUUGCCAAAGGGCAACAAUAUGGUCACUCGCCGACCAAUUGAGCUGACAUUGGUACAUGUACCGAAGGACCAUCAACCCGCUGAUGGCAUUGUGGAGUAUGGCGAGUUCCCAGGUACAGGCAUGGGCAAGAUUACCGACUUUAGCCGCAUCCAAAAGAUGUUGUACGAUAUGAAUAUGGCUGUACCGAAGGAAGAAUGUGUGUCAGAGACGCCUAUUGAGCUGCACAUUCACAGCCCUCAUGUGCCUGAUCUCUCGAUGAUCGACUUGCCGGGCUACGUUCAGCUGAGUUCUAUGGACCAGCCAGAAGAGUUACGUGAGAAGAUCAGCGGCCUGUGUGACAAAUACAUUAAGGAGCCCAAUAUUAUUUUGGCAGUGUGUGCGGCAGAUGUGGACUUGGCCAACUCGCCAGCGCUGCGAGCGAGCCGCAAAGUCGAUCCAAUGGGUGUUCGUACAAUUGGUGUGAUUACCAAGAUGGACUUGGUCGCUCCCGAAGUUGGCGCAGCGAUCUUGAACAACAACAAGUACCCACUGUCAUUGGGGUAUGUUGGUGUUGUGUGCAAGGCACCGCACCAGGUGGGCCAAUCGAUGUUUGCCCUUUCGCGCAGCAACUCGCUCAUCCAGCUGACGCAAGAGUAUGAGCGCCGCUUCUUUGAGGAGCAUCGUGAACACUUUGCUGCGCCGACACGUGGGCGCCAUGCUGGACAGGCGCCUAUGGUGGGCUCAGACCAGCUGCGUCAGCGCCUUAUGGUUGUGCUGGAAGAGCACAUGGGCUCGUCCCUGAGUGGUGUUGCGAACUUGGUUCGCUCUGAACUAGAUGAUGCUGCCUACCAAUUUAAGGUGCAGUACAACGACCGUGCAAUUACGCCUGAAACCUACGUGGCCGAAGUCAUGGAUAUCAUGAAACAACGCUUCAAGCAUUUCUCAUCAAGCUUCGGCAAGCCGGAAGUGCGUUUCCUUCUAAAGCAGGCACUGGACGACAAAGUCAUGGAUAUUUUGGCGCAGGCGUACUGGACAGAUGACCAGGUGCGCGAACUGACAGCGCUGGGAAGGCAGGGUAAGCUCAAACCUGAGGAUUUGGAUGCCAUGUGGAACCACAAGCUGGAUAUGUGCUCCUCCUCGCUGACCAAGAGUGGUAUCGGCCGUAUGAGCACCCAACUUGUGGCCAAUACCAUUCGCACACAGCUAGAGCAGCUCGCUACCGCUGAGCCAUUCAACCACCAUCACGAGACUGCUGAGCGCAUUAUUGCCUUCGGCAGUGCACUUCUCCGUGACCGCUUCGGUAUCACAGCUGAUCAGGUGGAGAACUGUGUCAAACCAUACAAGUAUGAAGUGGAAAUGGAUCAGCGCGAGUGGGAACAGGGACGUCAACAAUCAGUGCUUCUCAUGCAGAAUGAGUUGGCUAUGUGCACAGAAGCAUACGACCGUCUGAAGAACCUCGUGGGUGGUCGUCGUUUGCGUGGUGCAAUGGAGUACAUUACACAACUUGAAGAACGCGAGCGCAAGCGCAUUGCAGAGCGUGUGGAGCUGGCCGAAGAGCGUCCCACGGAUCUUGAGGUCGAGGAUCAAAACGACCCUACUCGCCCUGGCUUCAACUCGGCUUUACUCAUGAAGGCACGCGAAGCACGGUUCCUUCAAGACCGUGCCGACAUUCUCCGCAUGCGCCUUGCAGCCCUCAGGUCGUGGCGAUGCAAAGCGGGUCCGCAAUCGCAAGCUUUCUGCCCAGAGACGUUCUUGAAUGUGGUGGCGGACAAGCUGACGUACACGGCUGUGAUGUUCAUCAAUAUUGAACUGCUUGCAGAAUUCUUCUACCAGUUCCCGCGUGAGAUCGAUGCACGUCUAGGCUACGAUAUGACGCAUGAAGACAUGGUCAACUUUGCUCGUGAGAAUCCGGCGAUUCGGAACCACAUCGACUUGCAAGAGCGCAAGACGAAGUUGGAAGAGGUUAUGCUCAAACUCGAUGACCUUACACGACUGUACCAUGACCGCCACCCAGCCAAGUCUACAUCAAAAUGGCUCUUCUUUUAA
Molecule: messenger RNA, 2679 nt
Organism: Malassezia pachydermatis
Lineage: Eukaryota; Fungi; Basidiomycota; Malasseziomycetes; Malasseziales; Malasseziaceae
Product: mgm1-mitochondrial gtpase dynamin
Exons: 2
Coding region: 1-2679 (892 amino acids)
Cellular component (GO): cytoplasm; membrane; microtubule
Molecular function (GO): GTP binding; GTPase activity; microtubule binding
Source: RefSeq, a predicted model, not a curated record